Molecule: messenger RNA, 6893 nt
Organism: Corvus hawaiiensis (hawaiian crow)
Lineage: Eukaryota; Metazoa; Chordata; Aves; Passeriformes; Corvidae
Gene: CFAP61
Product: cilia and flagella associated protein 61
Exons: 28
Coding region: 369-4076 (1235 amino acids)
Source: RefSeq, a predicted model, not a curated record
CACCGCCCGAGCGUCGUUGCCACGGUGACGGCGACGCGUCCGUGCCGUCCGUUCCGCCCGUGGGACUGUCCGCCCCGUCCGCUUCGUCCGCGGGUCUGCCUGUUCCAUCUGUUCCGCCUGUUCCCGUCCUUGGGACCGCCCGCGGCCGCUCCGCUCCGCGCGGGGGACAGGGCAGGUUCCAGACAAUAGGGGUGAUUGCCUGCUGCGUUUCAGGUGUGCAUUGUACGUGCUAUAAGUGUGGAUCUGUGUGGAGGCGUACGAGAGCCGGGCACCGAAAUCCAUCGGAGCUGCCCCACUUAAGAGUUUAUGAAAACCCACCUGAAGUGACUGUGUUGGCAGCGGAUCGCAGCGGGACUGCUGGAGCAGCAAUGUUUUCCUUGGUUCUCAGUGCAGCCUGGAGGAUGGCCACGGUAACCUCUUCCAGGGGAAAUACAGAGGUAGUCACUGCCAGAAGGACAGAAUCACGCGAUGUCCCAGGCAUUAUCGGCCUCUUCAGCCCUGUUACAGAAAACCUCUUUGGAAUGAUUGAUGUCACUUACCUUUUGGAAAUAUCAAAUCUUGCUUUGACACUCUGCAAUGAGAAGAAUGAGGUUAUAGCCCAUGCUGCCUUUCUGGACUAUCCAAAUUGGAAUAUCACUGAUCAGGCUGAAUGGGAACCCUUCCUGCGUGAAAACUACACCAACAAUAAGUGCACUCCUUUGAACACGCUGUUCGUGCAUCUCUUUGUGGCAAAGGAAGAAUACGCGGCUGAAUGUUCCCAAGAAAUCGUUAGGAGAGCUUUUAUCUUACUACCAGAACUGCAGUUUAUACUUCUCUUUAUACCACCUGAGGAGAAGUUAGGUUUUUGUCAUUCAGAGCUAGGCAUGGGGAAUGUCUUUGAAAGGAUGACACCUGUUCCAGGCUCACCGAUGGAGAGACGCUUCACCUUGCUGGCAUGCCCCAGGCAUCGGUGUCACCCACAGCUGUACGUGCGCCAGGCAAGGAUGGAAGAUUAUGAUGAUCUCAUGCUAAUCUGGACACCUCAAAGUGAGACUCUGAAGGAAACCUACGGUGAAUAUCUCCUUGUCGAUCUCAUAGAACGUGAAGGUGAAGAAAAUCAGGCAGCUGUUUGUGAGGUUGGUGGCACUGCAGUAGGAUUUAUGAGCUUAUGUUCUCACGUGGACGUUUCCUUGUUUCAAGAGUGUUUUGACUUAGGGCCUUUCCAUGGACUCUGUAAACCACAUCCUGAGGAUAUUCUCAAAGUGCCAUGGAAGCCGAGUGUUCAAGGAGAUAAAGGAGAAAGCAACCAAACAAGCCAAGAGCCAGAGCCUGUUUCUUCUCAAAACUUGGGAGAUGUUCCUGGUGCAGAUGCUGCUGUGCAGAAGGGUGGAGCCGUGGCCGCUUCCCAGUCUGAACUGCUGGUAGGUGAUGUCAGCACCACAGGCUCUGAAGGCUCAGCAGCACCUCUCCUGGAGACAUCUGAUGAGGACGGGGAUUUGCAUCCUGUGUACAGAGGAGCUUCAAAUGCUUUCUGUAUCCGUCUGUUUUGUAUCGAUGAGAAGUAUGAAACAAGGUCACUGGAUUUUUUGCACUAUGCUUUCAGUGUUUUCCCGGACAGAGACUUGUGUGUCAUCCUGGUGCCGCAUCAUGUCCCGGCAUUCCCCCUGAUCCAGAGCUUUGUUCGGGCUGUCCCUUGCUGCACUUCCAGGCUGGGCCGGGAGCUGUACGUGUUCCACCGGGCGGGAUUGCUCACGUCAUUUAACGUAAGAAAAGCAACAAUCGAUGACCUACAGGGUGUCAAAAUGCUCGUUGAAACUCUUAGCUUGGAUGAAGAGAUAUGGAAUGACUCAAAGAUAUUCACUGAGGCUCGUAAAGAUCCGGAUGGGAUGCCAGUACGGGCUUUUGUAGCAGAAGUUUUGGAUCAAAUCGUUGGUGUUUCUGUCACUAGGGAUGAAAUGGAUAUUGAGUAUAUUCAAGCACACUACAACAUUGAGGACUUUAUUCGUUUUAAUCAUCACCAGCAAGAGGAACAUGGACAUCUUUGCCACUUUGUCUUAAAUCCUGUAUUUCAUCACUAUACAAAAUACUUUCUAAAGGAGAUUCUUCGCUUGGGUCACAAAUCUUCUCUUUACUACCCUGUUUAUCCAGAAUGUGUGGAGGGCCAGUUUCAGCGUCCCUGUGCCCAUUCCCUGACAUCUGCCCUUCAUUACAUGGCUCCCGUGCGGCCGAGACGACAGAUUGUCUAUCCUCUGGAAGAGCUUGGCGUGAACGCUCCGUCGGAGCAGGUCUCCAAGGAUCAGCUGAAUUAUUCUUUGAACCACACAAAUCGAAAGCUGGUGCUGGAAUCGAAAGUGUGUAUCAACACUAGAAUUGUGGUGGUUGGUGCAUCCGAUGUUGGAAUCUCUUUUCUGGAAACGCUGAUUUUUUGGCCACGUCUGAAGUUCAACAACCUGACCUUGAUUUCCAUUCAUGGCCUUCCAGGAAAAGACCCACAGAGCUCCAAGCAUAGAAGAUUUUUAAUUAACAGCCACUGUUUUAAUGAUGAAGAUUACGCACAGAUGUCACUUUGUUCCUGGGUUAAUGUUGUUGUUGGUAAAAUGACUGGCAUAAACCGCGCUGCCAAGUACGUUGUUGUUUCCAAGGAGAAGAAAGUGCCAUACGACUACCUGGUUCUGUGCACGGGACAGAGCUACCAGGCCUUGGCUCCCACGGGAGCAGGUAUCAGUGGAGUUACAAGUAAGUGGCCGCAGAGAUACACGGAGAAAGUCCCUUCCAAUCACUUCACUCUCAAUGACGCCCAGGACUGCUCAGAGGCAGCACGCUGGCUGGAGGAGAACCUCGUCAGCUCCAAAGGGAACGUCAUUGUCUACGGGAAUACAAUUGACAUUUACACCACGGUAGAAACCCUCUUAUCCCUUGGGAUUGAUGGCUCCCGCAUCCAUCUCGUGCAGGCUCUGCUCAGCUCUGCCGGUCCCUGCCUCGGUGACGCCGCCCUGGAGCGCACGGUGGGGGAGGCCCUGGCAGGGGCGGGUGUGGCCGUGCACCCGGACAGCGUCCUGGCGCAGUGGGGCCAGGGUGACCACGGCCUCAUCGCCUGGGCUGCCUUCACCACUGCCACAAACCCGCUCCAACUGCAGUGCUCAGCAUUUUUUAGCUUUGCCUACAGGACAGUGGAUUAUGAAACCUUUAAGGCCAUCAAUGAUGCUUGCCUUGUUUUUGAUGGAAGACUUGUGAUUGAUGCCAAAUUCCACACCAAUGAUGUCAGCAUCAGGGCUGCAGGUCCUCUGACAAAAUUCUCCAGGAGAUACUAUAGGGAUGAACUGACACACAGCAACUUCAACUCCAAGGAGAUUGGCUUUGAGCUUGCUGCAUCCAUGCUGAGUCUCUUUGAUCCAACCCCUCAGGCCAGUGCCAAGCCACCAGAAGGCUCAGACAGACUCAUCCCCAUAUACAGAAGGUGUAAAGUUCAAGGUGGUGUUCUUCCUGGAGGUUACAACUACUUGCACGUUUCCAAGCCAGCAAUCCCCAUGCCCUUGGAUGUAGAACAUGACCCGUGUGAUCACGGGAUGGAGAUUGUAACCGGUGAGGCAGGACACGGGAAUUACUUCCGGAUGCACUUCAACAGAUACAAUAUGGUGGAUAGCAUCACCUGCUUUUCCAAGGAGCCCUUCCCUGUCUCCAACUACCUCUGCUUGUACGGACAGCACGAGCGCCUGCUGAAUGACCUGCAUUACCGCUGGAGGGCCGGGCAGCUCACAGACCUCUACAGCUACUUCAGGGAACCUUGGUCCAUGGCCAUCUAUCACGAUCGGUUUAUUGAUCUGCAGAAGGAACUGCGCCAAACCCUGAUGUCGGAACAGGUGCCCGGGCAGCCCCCUGCCGCCGAGCAGCGCCCUGAGCAGAGACCCGGCCCGCCAGCGCUUCGGGAAUCCGUCCUGCGCUAUCUGCGCCGCCACCGCGCCCACCUGCCCAUGUUCGCCCCGACUGACAUCUACAGACUGCCGCCGACUGCAGCAGGCAGGCAGGGACCGAAGUUGGGCAGAGCCGGGCACAGCGGCAGCAGCGGGAGCCCCACACCGGCACAGGGACCGUCCUAGGACUGCAUCCUCCCGACAUGGUUCCUUCACUGACAGAAAAUCAAUAGAAAGCAAAACCCAACUGUGAGGCAGAAAAUCAAACCAGCUGUCCAAGCCCUCAGCAACGGAAGCUCCUCAGCAGCUGCACCAGGUGAGUUCCUGUCGGGCACCAGGGCUGAGGUGCUGCCCCUCAGGCACAGAGCAUGCAGCAGAACCCAAGGGCUACCUCGGCAUCACUGGUCAUGGCGGGAACGUGCCCCACAGUGGCCCCUGGCCAGGUGCUGGCACUCAGGCGGACAGACAGCCGUAACACCAAGUGUAAGUGCAAAAACAAGUGGGGGCCCAACGGGGCAUUUCCCAAAAAACACAAUCCCUUCACUUAAAGCAACUCCCAUUCCACUGGGAGGUGUGCGUUGAGUGCCAGGAGCAACCAAGCAGCAGCAGGACAGGGCUCUGUGGCUGCUAGAUCUCAGAUUUGUGUUGCUUUAAAAUACUAGGGAUUUAACUAUAAAAAUUUUCACCCCAUUAACCUACAACAUGUGUAGACCGAAACACAUCAGCUACUGCCAACACGAGCUCUGCUCACUACAGCAGGUGCCGGGAGGACACCCUGACUCCUCACAAGCCUUUAGCUGUGUUGUCCUCUGCCUAGAGACGAGUCACAGCCUGCUGGGACAAGGUGAGGGGUUGCCCAGUUCUUUACACUGUGCUGGGAAGGGGUCAUGGCAAAAGCAUGGCUUUUUCUCUUCUAAGAGGAUUUGCUUAUUUUUGUUUCUCUAGGGAGCAGUUCCAGUGCACAGCCACGGCACACACCACGGAACGGCCACGGCGCUCCCGCAGCGGGACAGCACUGACUGGAGAGCUCCUCCCUCAUCCACAUGUGCUCUAGCAGGGAACAUCUGCUACCUGGCUAGUCAUGGGAAAACCUCUAUUUAGAAAAAAUUCCCUUAUGCACAGGUAAGUGCUGCCUGGAACGACUACAGCAAUACUCUAAGGGUACGUUAAAUAACUGGUUUCAGUGCUGGUUCACAACCUCUGGCUGUGGCACCUGCAGCCAGGGGCUUGGGGCCUGCGCUCACUUGGUGCCAGUGCAGUGGUGAUGGUGACACAGGUGACACCCAGUCCCCAGCUGUAUCUGUCCAGACUGGGGAAAGGCCGGUACACAGAGCAAACCCUUUGCCUGGCCCCUUCAAGACAUGUUCACCCAGAACUGCCUGUUCUGAUCUGUGCUCAGGUGCCCUGGCCGCAGCUCUGUGCUCCAGGGCCUCAGCUGGACGCCUUGCUGAGGGCACUGGUGGAGUGGCGGAGCUUCCCCGAGACCCUGCUCCUGGAGGCACGUGGCAGCGUGGGCGAGGGCGGCUCUGCCAGCUCGACGCCGAUGGUGACAGUGAGGUCAACACUUGCACUUGUGGUGAGGCAGCCUGGAAAACAGAACAGGCAGGGAAAACCCAGGUCAGGACAGAAGAGCCUGUGUACCUCGGAAUAAGUGCGUGGCACAGCACUGCCCCUCCCUUCGCCUCUUCCCAGCUUCUCUUGGGAUUCCCAGCAUGAGGACUGGCACACAACUCUCCCUGGAAGGUGCCUUAACCUCUGGAAAAAUCCUAAAGAAUCACAAUUUCUUCCACUACAUAACAGGUACCCUUGUUUUACUGGUGGCUUAUGGCCACCACUGGGGAAGGGUCUCGGGGGGCUGUGGGUAUGCAGGGUUAUGCUUUGUUGUUUAGUGGAGUCACCUGUUGGUUAUUCCCUAGAGGCCAGGCCUGCCCAGGCUGGCUGAGGGGGAACAGGUGAGCACAUGGUCAUUAAAUGAGACACUAAUGACCAAAACGCGGUGCAGCUGCUGCAAGGGACCCACCCUGCCCUGCUGCUGAGGGCUGGACCUGUCCCAAGGCAUUUCCCGGGGGAACACUGUUUCAUCAGCUCCUGCAGGAAACAGUAUUUUUAAACCAUGUUGCAAUUCUCUCCCGAAGUGUAAACACAAGUUUUUUAUUACAGGUAGGAGGGAGGAACAGCCUUGCAGCCAGGCAGGGAGAGCACAAGGACAUUCUGAGCCCACUCCAAAGGUGGGCACUGGUGGCACCCCCUCUCAACUCCUAAGGGAUGGUUGUGUUUUGCAACACAGACCUACUUCCAGUGCAACAAAUGACUCCAUUCUCAGCUGUGUCUGGACAGGCCAUGGCUAUUUAAUCCUCCCUUCACCUUUCCUAGCCCAGGUAAAUCUCAAGCGUGCACAAAAUGCUCCAAAGCACAGCCAGGGCCUUGGCUGAGGCUGAUGUCCCUCAAGCAUAGGUGAGUAGGGCACUGUCCUUGCAGGACGGGUGGGGACAUGGCCAUGGGUCAGUGUGGAAGCAGGAUCAGCCCUCGGUGGCUGAGGACAAAGACUCACCCUGGCUCUCUGCUGCACUUCCAAGGUGAGAUGUAACCUGUCUUUUUGCUUGAGCAGCUCUGAGUGACUGAAAGCAGCACAGCCCCAAGUGUGAGUCCCCGCCGCCUGCCUGCAGCCCUGCGUUUGCAUCUCAAAGACAGCCCAUACUGUACCAGAUUGGUUCUUUGAGACAACCGACUGAGGGGAAAUAGCACAUUUUAAAAAGGUGGAAAGUGUGACUUAGCCUGUAAAGGCAUUUUCUGUGAAAAAUACAGAGCUGUCAAUUUUGGAUUAAAAACAAAACCUGUGGUGCUACUGGCUGGGGACAAAAGUGUGGGGGAGGGAAGGGCUGUGAGGGAGGUGUUGCAUUUGACAUUCCUGCAGUGAGGCAGAAUGGCAGAUGGUCAAAAUAAUACCAUUUUCUCCAAGAGAACAAGCUGAACCAAAUUAGAAAUAAAAAAAUAAUUACCAUA